This is a messenger RNA of Funneliformis mosseae, 573 nucleotides long. NCBI's taxonomy places the organism in Eukaryota, Fungi, Glomeromycota, Glomeromycetes, Glomerales, Glomeraceae. The record is from the annotation of a GenBank genome assembly.
AAACUUAUUUCGAUCUUGAUCACACUUUUGAUCUACUCUUUAUUACUCUGUGAAUCGAAACAAACUCAAGAUGCGGAAUCAAACGUGUUCAUGAACAUUGAUGAUAACAUGUUACCUCUCAUUAUUUCAUCACACAUGUCCGAUAAUACCGAUAGCAAGUACACGAUUUCUACUAAACAUAAACAUCCAAAACGUCCAAAACAUUCGAAACGAGCUUAUGUACACUUUACAAAUCCACCAGAAUUGACGACAGGUGUAAUGAUAUUUUGGGAAACUAGAGAGAAAACAACAUUAAUCUUUGGUCAAUUUGAAAAUGGUUUUGAUGAAGGGCAAGAAAAAGAUUAUUCGUUUAAAGUGUAUAAAGGUAGUAAUGAAAUCGUGGACUUAAAGCCUGAUAAUGAAAGUUUAGAUCAACUUUUCAAAAUCAGACCAAAUGGUUCCACGGAUCCUUUCUUAUUCAGCGUAAACACAACUUUAAUUUCUGGUGAUAAUGAUAUCGUCAACGGGGAAAUUGUUAUAAGUAAACCCGAUGCUUUAAUUGGAAAAAAUCGAGUUUUUACUUUGCAUUGUUAG